CUGAAGAAUUGGCAGAAGCUCAUAUAAUGUAGUUUUGCUCCUCAACUGGUUCUCCAACUGUUAAGUUUAGUAGGUCAGGUGGAAUAAACCGUUUAGAACGGUGCAUAACAGUUUAUGUUUCGUUAUUUUUCCACAGAGGAAAAAAAUAACGUGUUUUGUUUGAAUAAUUAGUUAGGAAAAACUUCACUAUCAUCACAAAAGAAAGUAGCUGACUAGCUAACGAGUGUGCUAGCGUUUAUUAUUAAAAUAUUAAAUUUUGAUGUCAAAAUCAGACGAGAGGGUCUACCAGAGGAACAGCUUUAGGUAAACGCUCGAGUUUGGGAGACUCGUGAACUUUUAGAGACUUUUAAAAGCACAAAAGCGACUGUGGGAAUGUCGUGUCGGAGUGGAGUGGCCCGGGUAGGUAACCAAGGACUGCAGCCCCUCCGAGCCACGGUCCCGUUUCAGCUCCAGAACAGAACAGCACCACGAUGCAAAGACAGCAAAACAGCAGAAUGCAAGACAAAAGGUCGUCCCCCAAAGCCAACCUUGCGACGGACAUUGUCUCUCGACACUUUGGUAGGGCCGUACCUGCAGGGCCAGUGGCCUAAGGAACCAGAGGGUCAACCUGUCAAUGACAAGGCCACACAGACUCCCAGUUCCUGGAUAGAAGAGACACGGGGGCGGAGAGGGGGUGGCGGUCACAAGCGCUCUGCAUCAUGGAGUAGCGCCGAGCACCUCCGAGAGGUUGCCAAGCUACGGCACUCCUUGCAGAAACGCUCCAGACACGCACCUCACGCCACGGACUGCGAGCACACACAGCAACAUGCACACAACAGCCAAACACACAUACCUGGAAGUACACAGACGAUGCCUUUGAUUCCGCUGAGCCGAUUGGCCCCCAGACUGAGACGCAGUGUUGAAGGACUGAACCUGGAGCUGGAGGGAGUCUUUGUGUCUGAAACCGCAAAGGAACAUCACAAAAUUCUUGAUGUCCCAGAUGGUCACAGAGCCCCUGUCCCAGCUCAGAGGUACAGCAGCGCUUCACAGAGUGACCCUUCUCCUGCCCAGCUGUCUCCCACACACUCGCCCUACACCAUCACAGACUCCGACAUGGUUGUGUGUGGGCCGCUCUGUCCACUUCCCUCUCCUCCUCUGUGUAUGUCUGAGCCGCCAUCCUCCUCUCCUCGACCCAACAAAACAUACGUUUUCCAGAGAGAACCUCCAGAGGGCUGCGAGAGAGUACGUGUGUCUGAGGAGGCCAUACUUCCCUGUCAUGAAAAUGCCCCUCUGCAGCCCUCCUGUCCUGACCCUAACAAGGUGAAUUUUACACCUCACGGUGGCUCUGCAUUCUGCCCUGUCAGCCUCCUCAAGCCCCUCCUCCCUUCUAUGGACCUGUUAUUUCGUGGCCUGUCUGUUUCACCGGUCACUGGCUGUUCGGCUCAAGGUUCCGCCCCCUGCCAGACACCAGGACAUGCUGUGGGAGGAUACUUGAGCGGGACCCUCCCAGACUCUACCACCACUUCUUGAGGAGGCAUUCAUGAUAAGAAAAUAUAAAGAAAAGACUAAAUUUGUGUGCCUUUGUCGCACCUCAUCAAAGACUUGACAUUAAUGUGUCACAAAGAAAAAAACACCAAGAACCGCUCAUGCUGUCUGCUCUUGGCACAGAGAAAAUAACAUCAUGAUAGAAGAACAAAACAGAGCUUUUCAUGCAUGGAGGCAACAUAAAAAAAAUCUAUGGUGGACUCUCACCAAUUUUAUUUGCAAAUUACCUUUUGACCUCAGGACACUACUUGGCACUUGUGAUCAUUUCCUUCAUACUUUAUAGCAUUCAGUUUUUGCUAGAGUUCGCUAUAUUGCUAUUAUACAAUAUUGAUGACUAUUCAUCAUCUGUCUAAAGAUGUAUACUAUUUUAGGUCUGUCAGAAGAUAAUAACAAAUAGAAGAGAAAAUGGUCUUUCUGAACAUCUUACCCUAUUUUUGUACUUCUGGGGUGUAAGCCUUUUUUUAUUCUCUUUAUAUAAACCUGACAAACUCUGUGAUGAUUACACAGAGCUGUGGAAUAGAAAAAUACUGGAACAUUGUUAAGAGUCAGAAACAAACGGCUCAUAAUUCAGUAUUUACACAAUCACAGAUUCCCAGACACAGUGAGUACUGCAUGCUGGUCUUUUUUUUUUUUUUUUUUUUUUUUUU
Messenger RNA from Myxocyprinus asiaticus (Chinese sucker), 2171 nucleotides. Its product is annotated as protein FAM117A-like. NCBI's taxonomy places the organism in Eukaryota, Metazoa, Chordata, Actinopteri, Cypriniformes, Catostomidae. The transcript is spliced from 8 exons. The coding region runs from base 373 to 1509 and encodes 378 amino acids. The record is from RefSeq and is a predicted model, not a curated record.